Funneliformis geosporum is the source of this 1029-nucleotide messenger RNA. The record is from the annotation of a GenBank genome assembly. NCBI's taxonomy places the organism in Eukaryota, Fungi, Glomeromycota, Glomeromycetes, Glomerales, Glomeraceae.
ACUUUUGAAAAACUAGAUUCUUGUAUGGAAUUUGUUUUAAGUUGCUAUAUUAACUCACAAAUGCAAUUAAAAAUUGGAUCUACUAUUAACGAUUUUUACCAUCAAAUAGAGCAGCAAUCUAGAGAAGCAUUUGUUUCAAAUAAAGUCUCAAGUCAUUUAAAUAAUGAUGUAAAUAAUAAUGACAGAAAAAGAAAACAACCUUAUGAAGAUAUUGAAGAAUUACAAGAGGAAGUAAAUUACUUAUUUGAAGAAGGUAACAAAAGUAAUAUUAUUUUAACAAUUGAUGAUAAAAUACUAAGUGAUGAAUUAAUGUUAAAUAUUAAUGCUACGGAAAAGUCUUCUUAUACUAAUGACGAAAUAAAAGGGGAUUUGGACCUAACAAAGGAAUCACUUUUUAAUUGUAAAGAAAUUGAUGAUGACAUAUUAAAGCAUUUGUCAAAAGAAUUUACUAAUUUAAGUAAUGAAAAUAAAAAAUUUAAAGCUAACAUUCAAUAUAUAAUUGCAAACAUUGAUAUUUUUAAAAGAAGUGUGACUGAAGAAGUUCUCAAAAUGACAACGAUGUAUCCUUUUUACUAUGCCGUUAUCAAUAGUGAUUUUCUAUUAGAUAGGGGUGAAAUUCAAUCAUAUUCAACAAAAGCACAAAAUGAAGAUGCUAACCUAUUUCAAAAAACUAGAAUUAGCAGAAAAGUAGAUAUGAUUGGCAACCUUAAAGAGACGUCAUUCAAGGUUGAAGCUUUAUUCGGAGAAGUUUCUGGUGGAUUAGGACUUGAAAUAAAUGUUUAUGCUUUAAAAUGGAAAGGCAAUAGUAUCUAUCUAUUUGGGUUGGUUGAUAAAGGUACUCUACCAUCAUCUGAGAAUGAAUACGGACUUUUUGAAGAUUUGUAUUGUAUUUUUAAAGAAUUAGAAAGAAAAUUAAAGAAAACUGAAGAAAAAAUCAAAAAUUUAAAUUUAUUAAAUGUAAGAAGUAAAAGGAGGAAUUUAGGUGUAAAGAGCAUACCUGAACUCAACUUAAAUAGAACACCAAACUAG